Molecule: messenger RNA, 1008 nt
Organism: Musca vetustissima
Lineage: Eukaryota; Metazoa; Arthropoda; Insecta; Diptera; Muscidae
Product: guanine nucleotide-binding protein subunit alpha-11-like
Exons: 1
Coding region: 1-1008 (335 amino acids)
Biological process (GO): adenylate cyclase-modulating G protein-coupled receptor signaling pathway
Cellular component (GO): heterotrimeric G-protein complex
Molecular function (GO): G-protein beta/gamma-subunit complex binding; guanyl nucleotide binding; GTPase activity
Source: RefSeq, a predicted model, not a curated record
AUGUGUACUUACUUCAUGAGCACUGGAAGUCAAAAAGAGGAAGGAGCCAAAAUCAGACUUCUACUUUUGGGUACUGGCGAAUCGGGCAAAUCAACAUUCAUGCGACAAAUGCGAAUUAUCUACGACAAAGGCUAUACAGAAGAGGAAAGGCGUUUUUUUAUAUCGGGUAUUAUGGACAAUAUACUAAGUGCCAUGAAAGCAAUGGUCGCGGCUAUGAAUUCCCUUAACAUCGAUUACGAAUUGCAUACCAAUAAAAGAAAUGCUGAACUGAUUGCUUCGGCUGAUUCUGAGACAUUCGCAUGCUCUUUGGGAAUGUAUAUAUUGGCUAUAAAGGACCUGUGGCAAGAUAUUGGAGUCCAAGAAUGUUACAGAAAUCGUAACAAAUACCAGAUAAUAGACUCUGCCAAAUAUUUUCUAGAAAAUAUAGAUCGCAUAGCGGAACCCUCUUAUUUGCCAACCGACGGUGAUAUAUUGCAUGUGAGAAUAAAAACAACCGGCCUGAUAGAUUACCAUUUUACGGUGGAGAACGUACGAUUUCAAAUGACGGAUGUUGAAGGACAACGCUCCGAACGUAGAAAAUGGAUACACUGUUUCGACAACGUAAAAGCCAUUAUAUUUUUGACGGCCGUUUCCGAAUACGAUCAAGUGCUGCGGGUAAAUGAUCAACAAAAUCGUCUUGUUGAAUCGAAAAGUGUCUUCAAAUCACUUCACAAAUUCCCUUGGUUUGCAGAUACCUCAACUGUGGUGUUUUUCAAUAAAAUAGAUUUACUGAGAGAGAAAAUAAUGUACUCGGACCUGGAAAAGUUCUUUCCCGAAUAUCGGGGUCCCAAGAGGGAUUAUGCAGCGGCGAUGAGUUUUAUAAAACAUAUGUUCCUUGACGGUAUUCCACAACAAAAAAUAUAUUCAUAUUUCACAUGCGCCACCGACACAACAAAUGUUAAAGUUGUAUUCAGCACUGUACACGAUUCUAUAUUACGAGAUCGAUUAACGGAGUAUAACUUAUGUUAA